Trypanosoma cruzi is the source of this 645-nucleotide messenger RNA. RefSeq lists its product as uncharacterized. Bases 1 to 645 code for a protein of 214 amino acids. The transcript has a single exon. The record is from RefSeq and is a predicted model, not a curated record. Lineage: Eukaryota; Euglenozoa; Kinetoplastea; Trypanosomatida; Trypanosomatidae.
AUGGUGAAUCGUUCCACCCGUUUGCAGCGUGGGCCGCUGAAAAAGAAGACAACAGCAGUGGCAGCCCGGACUUCCUCUCAUGCAGAGCAGCCGUGCGCAGAUGGCCCCGCGAAGACCAGCAGCCCUCAGACGAAUAGUAUUAAAAAUGUCGAAAUGACCGUAGGGGUGCAUGCUUCACCUGCCGUGGCCGUGGGUGACACGCCGCAGGGGAAGUUGCGGCUGCGACGCAGGGCAAAGAAGGACAGACCGCUGGUGGCUGCGAAAACAGACAUGAAAAGCACCGUCAGGAAUAGGAAGCGAGGCAGGGCGCGUGGCAGCCAACCCGGAAGAGGAUCGACCGCGACAACCAUCGUACAUGACGAACAGCGCGUUACACGAAGGCCUGCUGGCGGUAACCGUCAGCGGAAUCAACACCGUCAGCUCGCCGAGAAACUUGUUGCCCGUGAAGAGCACCAAAGCCGAAAAAAGGCUGCGGAGAAGAGGAUGGAGACGGCAAAGGCUGAGCUUGCACUGUUUGAUCAGGUGAUGCAGAUUCCAUCGUUUGAGGAAAAUCCGUUUGCUGCAAUUGAGGGGCAUUUGAACGGGACGAUGGCAUUCCUGCAGCCGCAGACUCCCGACGUGGGGCGACGCAAACUGGAGGAAUAG